Molecule: messenger RNA, 3798 nt
Organism: Thunnus maccoyii (southern bluefin tuna)
Lineage: Eukaryota; Metazoa; Chordata; Actinopteri; Scombriformes; Scombridae
Gene: slc46a1
Product: solute carrier family 46 member 1
Exons: 7
Coding region: 167-1642 (491 amino acids)
Biological process (GO): transmembrane transport
Cellular component (GO): plasma membrane
Molecular function (GO): transmembrane transporter activity
Source: RefSeq, a predicted model, not a curated record
CUGAAAUCCUGCUUUAAACUGAAAUAGUAUCACUUCCUUUAUUUAGUUGAGCUGUUGGAUACGUUACCCCCAAGCUUUUUGUACUGAACCCAACAGAAACACCAACGGCUAAAAUAAACUAACGUCAGCAUUAUCAGCUGACUACGCAGCUAAGUUACAGUUCGACAUGGACGAGUCGGACACCGCAGCCAUCCUUCCCGGCGAUGUUCUCAACGCCGCCGCAUCGACGGACGACGAAGUGUUGCCGAGUGAGGAGGUCCAUGUACGGACCACCCGCUCCCUGCGACCGCCGUUUUCAUGUCCGCUGCCACUUUCUGUGGAGCCGGUGUUGUUCCUGUCCAUGUUUUCUCUUGCCCUACAGGCACCUCUGUCCACACAGUACCUGUGGGACCGCAUCAGUGAAGACCUCGGCUACAACGGCUCCAAGAGGUCUGAGUGCAGCAACAGCUCCGUCCCCCCCGACCCUCUGCAGAAGGAGGUGGAAACGUUGACAGCUCACUGGAACCUGUACAUCAGUUUGGGUGGCUUUUCUGUAGGCCUGUUAGUGGUUCCUCUCCUGGGCUCAUGGAGUGACCUUGCAGGUCGUAGGCUAGUCCUCAUCUUCCCCAACCUAGGCCUGGCCCUGCAGGCGGUGGUUUAUCUAGUGGUGAUGUAUCUGAAGCUGCCUGUGGCCUACUUCCUGUUGGGCAGACUGCUUAGUGGCCUCUCGGGUGAUUUCAACGCCAUCCUGGCAGGCUGCUUUGCAUACGUGGCUGAUACCAGCGACAGGCAGUCCCGCACCUUCAGAGUGGCAAUCCUGGAGGCUUGUUUGGGCCUUUCUGGGAUGCUGGCUAGCAUCAUUGGAGGACAGUGGCGUCGGGCACAAGGGUACAUCAACCCAUUCUGGCUGGUCCUGGCCACCAACCUGGCUUCAGCUCUGUACGCCUACCUGUUUGUUAGUGAGUCUGUCCUGCCAGACCCAAGCACCAAGCUCCUCACCACUCGCCACUACAAAGCCAUCUGGCACCUCUUCUCAACAGGAGGCAGCACCAACGAGGCUGGUGGAGGAUUCCACCGAUGCAAGUUGUGGCUUUACACGCUGUGCUUCUUUCUGGUGGUGACCGUACACUCCGGCAGCCGGGAGCUGUACGUGUUGUAUGAGCUGAGCUCACCGCUGUGCUGGGGACCGACCCUCAUUGGCUAUGGGUCAGCAGCUCAGCACCUGGCCUACCUGAGCAGUCUGCUGGGGCUGAAGAUCAUGCAGCGCUGCCUGGAGGACUCCUGGGUGGCUAUUGUGGGUCUGGUCUCUAAUAUCACUGGGCUGGUGGUCUUCUCUGUAGCUGACACCACUCAGCUCAUGUUCACAGGUUAUGGUAUGUGUUUCCUCUUCAUGGCUGCGACACCUGUGCUCAGAUCAAAGCUGUCCAAGUUGGUGGGCCUGUCAGAACAAGGUGCCCUGUUUGCCUGUGUUGCCUGUGUGGAGAGCUUGUGUUUCCUGGUGGGUAGCAGCGUCUUCAACUCCCUUUACCCAGCCACACUGCACUUUAUGAAGGGCUUCCCCUUCCUUUUUGCUGCCAUCAUCCUCUUCAUCCCUGCCGGAAUAAUUGGGACCUUGCAAUGUUUGGACCAGAGGAGAGAGCACAGAGACUCCACAGCUUCCUGACCUGAAUGAAGGCAGAGAGUUAAGGUUCCUCCUGUUGUCAGUCUGUGAGGCGAGCAGCUCUGACACAGAGACAUCAAUAAUGUCUGUCUGUGACACCGGGAGAGAAAAUGACUGACAUGACUAAACAAGACUAGGUCAAAACCUAGUCAGUUGCUGGACCAUGCAUGAAAUGCUAGAGGGCUUUUAAUUUGAAAUGAUGGAUACAGGAAGUAGCGACACUUGGCCGAGAGGACUGAUGACAUCACUCAGUCAGUCACGGACUUUUGCGUUUAUAGGGCUCGCCCCUGGAGUCCAGCCAAAAACCUCUUAAUAAUCAAAUAGUGGAGGUUAGGGCUUUUGUCAAACCUUAUGAACAAGACAACAUCAUAAUGGUUUGUUGCAUCAGUACAACAUAAUGAGUGCCAAAGAAAGUACAUCACAUUUCUAUUUUUAGUUUUUUCUUUCAACAGCUUUAAUAACUCAUCGCUGUUUAAGCCGUCCAACAACAUAUCAAGCAUGGGUGCAACAUUUAAGCAAUAUUACUUCAGAGGAUUAUUUAUUCAUAGCAACAUUUCAAUCACCCGCUGCAGGUGUGAUUCCUAAUUAAUUUGUCAACAACAGACACAUGCUUGGCUCACUUACAGUUUCCCAGACCUCUUCCAUCUUCAGUCAACAUACAAAGGUGAGGUCAAAGGUUUUGUUACUUGUAAUUCUUCUAAUGUAAUUUAUUUAAUUAAACUUGAUUUAUGAAGGGAAGACAGUAAAAAAAAUAAUAAAAACUCAUGAGAGCUGUCAGGUGUAUGAACUCACCUGUAGCCAACACUAACUGUACAGUUGCUAUAUUGAGAUUUAUGGCAACUCCUAGACGUAACUUGUGUCUUAUUUUUUUAGUUUAAUUUAUUGAGAGCGCAUAGAAUAAAUAAAGAUUAUGAUUUCAGUUGCUGUUUUGAAACAAUAGGGGACGUAGCCACCUUGCGUAUUUGCUUCUGUCUUCACAUUUUAAAGGAGGAUUUCCAUUGUUAAGGGUUAUCCCAAACCAGCUGACCAGUGGAAACGGACUAAAAUCCUCCAACAGUGAAGAUAAUACCGAAGAUUUGUUCAUAUUAUCAUGUUAUAAGAAUAUAGAUCAGUCUGUGCCAGUUGUGUCCUUACACAGCCAUCAGUAAUCCACAGCAGAGAUAGCGAAGCUGUAGCAGCAGCAAGGGAUUACUGAGUUACACCUUGACCCUCUUCCCUCCCCUUUCCAUAAAACAGAUACGACAGUCCAAACUCCCUCAAGAGCCUCCCCCUCCCCACAAACAACACUGGAUAGUCCCUGAGCACAAAGCCAGAGUCAGCAUGCCCGCAGGUCAGGUCCUAGUUGCACAAUGAGGGAACAAGAGCUGCCAAAUCAGUUUUAAAAAGCACAAAGGGAAGUUUAGAGGUUAAGUGAAGUAUUAACUCAGCUACUGUUAACACUGAGCUGCAGUUUGGUUGCUUCAUGUGGUCAAAGCCAUUCUUCACAUGCAUUGUCUAACAACACAAGGCAUUGUCAUAAUUAGUUGUGUAUUAUUUAUAAAUUGUAUUUGAUUUCAUUUCGUAUAGGUUGUGAUAACAGGACACACACAAGUGAAUCAAACUCUCAUCAAAGAUUUCGUUGUUAAAUUGUUGUUCAACAUAUGUUUCAAAUAAAAGGGACCAAAUAUGGUUUGUCUCACACUUUCAGAAAACAUCAUGGUAACAAAUGAAAUCCUGUGUUACUAUAAGAAAAAAAAGGUAAUGUCAGUUAAUAAAUGGAGCACAUUUGAUGAAUUCAUUUCCAUAAGGUGAACAGUAUAGGAAACCAAUAUUAAGGCAAGAUUAGACAACUUCUGUGAAUGUGUUUUUGAGCCUUCCAGUGCUUUAUAGAUACAAUAUAAUGCUGCGUAAAAACAUGUCUUUCAGGCUACAGUAAUUGUACUGAAUAAUAAAAUAUGACUUAUACACCCAGAUGACUGCUUUGGUUAAUUUGCAAGAGUUAAAUGUUUAAUCUUAUAAAUAUCAGCAUCAUCAAAGCAGGAUUAUACUGUAGAUUUUCACAGGUGCACCACUGUGUUGUGUUUAUGUGUACAGGUGAUUUGCCACAGGCCCUUUUGUAGUUUCACAAGCCUCAGUGUAUUAUAUUGCUGGAUUUCUUGUCGUCUGUACUAGACUGUUUU